GUGUCCAUAGUUUGUUUUUUGUGUAAAUAAACAACAAAAAUUUUUUUUUUCGCAAACAUCAACAAAAAUGGCCGACCUUGAAGCAGUAUUAGCCGAUGUUAGCUAUCUAAUGGCUAUGGAAAAAUCUAAAUCAACACCUGCAGCACGAGCUUCAAAGAAAAUCAUCCUGCCCGAUCCAAGUGUACGAAGUGUAAUGCAUAAAUAUCUAGAAAAGAUUGGUGAAGUUACAUUUGACAAAAUAUUUACACAAAGACUCGGCUUCUUGACAUUUCGAGAUUUUUGUGAAAACAUUUGUGAUGAAUCGGUGCCACAAUUGAAAUUUUAUGAAGAGAUAAAACGUUAUGAAAAAUUGGAAACAGUUGAAGAAAGACGACAAGCAGCAAGAGAAAUAUAUGAUAAUUUUAUUAUGAAAGAAUUGUUGUCCCAUACACAUAAUUAUUCAAAAGAAUCCGUAAAUCAUGUACAAAAAUAUUUAAUGCGUAAUGAAGUACCUGUUACAUUGUUUCAACCAUAUAUUGAUGAAAUUUAUAAUCAUUUACGUGGUGAUAUAUUUCGAAAAUAUAUUGAAAGUGAAAAAUAUACAAGAUUUUGUCAAUGGAAAAAUUUAGAACUCAAUAUACAAUUAACAAUGAAUGAUUUCAGUGUACAUCGUAUUAUUGGCCGUGGUGGUUUUGGUGAAGUAUAUGGUUGCCGUAAAGCCGAUACUGGUAAAAUGUAUGCAAUGAAAUGUUUGGAUAAAAAACGUAUAAAAAUGAAACAAGGUGAAACAUUAGCAUUAAAUGAAAGAGUUAUGUUAUCAUUAGUCAGUACUGGGGAAGAUUGUCCAUUCAUUGUAUGUAUGACAUAUGCAUUUCAAACACCGGAUAAAUUAUGUUUCAUAUUGGAUCUAAUGAAUGGUGGUGAUCUACAUUAUCAUCUAUCACAACAUGGUGUAUUCACUGAACAAGAGAUGCGUUUCUAUGCAUCCGAAGUGAUAUUAGGACUUGAACAUAUGCAUCGUCGUUUUGUUGUUUAUCGUGAUCUAAAGCCGGCUAAUAUAUUGUUGGAUGAACAUGGCCAUGUUCGUAUAUCUGAUCUCGGUUUAGCUUGUGAUUUUUCCAAAAAAAAGCCCCAUGCAUCUGUUGGUACACAUGGUUACAUGGCACCAGAAGUAUUAUCCAAAGGAACUGCCUAUGAUUCAAGUGCUGAUUGGUUUUCACUUGGCUGUAUGCUUUAUAAACUUUUAAAAGGCCAUAGUCCAUUUAGACAACAUAAAACCAAAGAUAAACAUGAAAUUGAUCGUAUGACACUUACAAUGAAUGUCGAAUUACCGGAUUCAUUUUCAAAUGAAUUACGUAACCUAUUAGAAGGUCUAUUACAUCGUGAUGUAGAUAAACGUCUUGGUUGUCGUGGAAAUGGAGCUGAUGAAGUAAAAGAGCAUCCAUUUUUCAAAGGAAUUGAUUGGCAAUUAGUUUAUCUACAAAAAUAUCCACCAACAUUGAUACCACCACGUGGUGAAGUGAAUGCAGCCGAUGCAUUCGAUAUUGGUUCAUUCGAUGAAGAGGAUACAAAAGGAAUUAAAUUAACGGAUUCCGAUCAAGAGCUAUAUAAACAUUUUCCCGUUGUUAUUAGUGAUCGUUGGCAACAGGAAAUUUCUGAAACAGUAUUCGAUGCAAUCAAUGCAGAAACGGAUAAAAUUGAGAUGAAAAAACGUGCAAAAUUGAAGAAUAAAUUUGAAGAUAAUGAAAAAGAAUCUGAUUGCAUUCUACAUGGUUAUAUUAAAAAAUUGGGUGGACCAUUUUCAACCGCUUGGCAAACACGAUAUGCAAAAUUGUAUCCAAAUCGUUUGGAAUUACAUUCAGAUAAUAAUAGUAGUCGUCCGGAGCUAAUAUUCAUGGAUCAAAUUGAAGCCAUUUGUUCAGAUUAUGUUCAAGUGAAAGGCGAACAAUCGAUAGUAUUGAAAAUGAAACCAACGGAAUCACGUAUUGUUCUCACUAAUCCAGAUGAUAUUGGCCUAAGAGAAUGGUUACAAUCAUUAAAAUCAACAUAUAAAGAUUCAUUAGAAAUGUUAAGUAAUAUAGCGAAAAAAGCAACAAAAAUCUAUGGUACAACCGAGAAUAGUAGCCGCUUACAGCAACAACAACAACAACCACAUAGUGGAUCAAUGAUUACAUUGUUAACACAAUCAACAACAUCAACAACAACAACAACAACUACAAUGACGAAUAAUCAUAGUCAACAACAUCAUAUAAAUAGUACUGUAUCGGAUCAUUCAAUAAUGAAUAAUGAAUCGAUUUCCGGUUCAAAUAAUGUCCAUCAUUCACAAAAUUUACAACAAAAUCAACAUUGUCAUCAGCAACAGCAGCCACAUCAUCAUCAUCAUCAUUAUCAUGGAAGUAUUGGUUCAUCAGCAGUAAUCACUAAUAUUACAUCGAAUAAUCAUCAAAAUCAACAUACCAAUAGUUUGGCAACAAGUAGCCAGAGUGAUCAUUCGACAACUACAACUACCGCAGCUUCGUUUUCCAUUUUCGAUUCGAAUAAUACUCAAACAACAACAACAACAACAGCAAGUUCGACAGCAACAACAUUAUCAAUCGGUUUAAAUAAUCAGAAUGUUUACAAUCAACAGCAACAAGAACUGAAUCAGAAAUCACCAUCAUCAUCAAAUAUUGAACAAACAUCAUCAAUAACGGCAACGACAAUAUCACAACAGCAAAAUUCUCCUCAUUCGAAUCCUCCACCUCCACAACUACCACCUUCUUCAUCUACACAAAUCGAUUAAUCUUUUUGGUUUUCAAAGAAUCUUAAUUUAUAUUAAUAUUAAUCUAUAUUAAUUUGUCUAUCUAAUCUAAAUCCAAAUCCAAAAAAAAAAAAAUCAAACUCAGAGACACACCAGCCCAGUUAUAUUAUACAUAUCGUGGUGAAGGAUCGAUGAUGAUCUGUGUGGUUAAAAUAAUUUCGCCAUUAUUAGAUAGAUCCCCCCAUACACAGCUAUAUUAACAUUUAAAUUAUCAUCAUCAUCUGAAAUGACCAUCACCAGUAAAUUUGUAUCGAUCUAUGAUCAGAAGAAUGUUUUCUUUUUCCUUGUUGUUAUUAUCAUAAUACCAAAAUGAAACAAACACUGCAGACAAACAGACAGA
Dermatophagoides farinae (American house dust mite) is the source of this 3119-nucleotide messenger RNA. NCBI's taxonomy places the organism in Eukaryota, Metazoa, Arthropoda, Arachnida, Sarcoptiformes, Pyroglyphidae. The record is from RefSeq and is a predicted model, not a curated record.